CGUAGGCCUGCUUUAUGAUCAGCCCAAUUUUGGUCCUGCUGCGUCAGAGGAUCUCAAUGUGCAUGGCCAACUUUAGUUUGCUAAUGCCUUGUUGGAGGUUUUUGAUCUUAAAUAUAGUUCGAGUUUAUUUCUCUUCUACCAAGAAAAGUAACAGUCAGAUGAGCACUAGGAAAUACAUUCCCCCAUAUAAAGUGGAAAUGACAUCAAACCCUACAUCUCCAGGUACCUCUCCUUCUGACGGUUCCCCCAUAUCUCCUCAGUCUCCACCCAGGACCCUUAAUCUGCCUAGAACAAGAGACCGUUCUCCAUCACCUAUGAGAGGGCACCUUAUCCCCAGUCCUCUCCCUACAAGACGAACAAGGACAUUUUCCGCAACUGUACGAGCUUCUGAAGGGCCUGUGUACAAAGGAGUCUGCAAAUGUUUUUCACGCUCCAAAGGUCAUGGUUUUAUAACACCAGUAGAUGGAGGACCAGAUAUCUUCUUACAUAUCUCUGAUAUUGAAGGGGAAUAUGUCCCAGCGGAGGGAGACGAAGUCACCUACAAAGUCUGCACCGUCCCACCUAAAAACGAGAAACACCAAGCCGUGGAAGUCAAGAUUACUCAUUUAGCUCCAGGUUCAAAGCAUGAAACUUGGUCUGGACACAUAAUCACUUCAUAAAUAUGCCUAGUGGCAAGCUCCGUAUCCCUUCACCUCACUGCUGUUAGUUCCUGUGUGUGAGAUGAUAACAAACUAUAACUAACAGCAGUGAAUUGGAUUUUCGUACUGGCGGAUAUUUUACAUACGUGCGUAGAAUACUGGGGCUUUACUAAAGCACUUAUAAGACUAGUGGGUCAGACCGGCGUGGCAGUUAUUUUAUUGCUGUAACCUACUGUGUCUUUUAGAUUUAAAAUCAUGUAUCAAAGUGAAAAAUCUGUCUUUUACAGUAUGUCUUGAACUAAAAUAUGUUUAUGUAUUUUUUUUGCUGUUUGGAAAAAAAUGAGAUCAAUAAAAGCACAAACCUUUUCAG
Xenopus tropicalis (tropical clawed frog) is the source of this 1008-nucleotide messenger RNA. It is a transcript of the gene carhsp1, whose product is annotated as calcium regulated heat stable protein 1. The transcript has 4 exons. The record is from RefSeq and is a predicted model, not a curated record. Bases 15 to 659 code for a protein of 214 amino acids. Gene Ontology annotation, molecular function: nucleic acid binding. NCBI's taxonomy places the organism in Eukaryota, Metazoa, Chordata, Amphibia, Anura, Pipidae.